UGCUUGCUUUUUGGAUAAAUAAAUCAUCAGAAACAUACAUUUUGCAUGGACAAUGGACUCUGGACACGGGAUUUUUUAGUCAACCUAUCAGUGUCUAGUUGCGCUCUUUACAAAAAAGGAGACUCGACUGAUCGUGUUUUGUCUCCAAAACUUGACCCAUUAAUUACUGCUCUUUGGUAAUUGAAGUGAUCCUUUGGACAGCAUCCCAAAACUACUUUAACAGGAUAACACUGGUAUAUAAAAGGCCUUUGAUUCUACAGCAUCCGUGCUCCGCACACCAUGUCUCGCUAAAUCUCGAGUGUUUAAUCUCCCGUAAUUACAAAGAUUUGCUUAGGUUAAUAAAAAUAAUCCGCCUCAAUUGAGACCCCCUACGUGGACCUCCGCUGUGCCUUCUUUACCCCUUUCUGUGAGGGAUAAAUUCACAGUCAUAUAAAUAGAGACACCUUCACAACCGAGAAGCACAACUCUUCGAGUCAGGAGCACAAAAAGGCUGUAGGAUAUUGAGAAAGUGGUUUUAUUUCGUCAGGUUUUUUUUCAGAGAGGCGAAAACGUUUAAUUCAAAUUUGUUGCUAAAUAAAGGAGCCGCGUUUAGUGUGACGUCAUUUCCCCAGGUUGAGAUUGUGUCACUCGUGAGCGCAUCAAGGUUAACAACAGUUGAGAGGCUCAUCUUUAUCUGUGAUCUUGUCAACGGUAAGACUUCAGCGAAACAAGCGAGGCGUUCAGUUUAUGAAUGGUCCUGUACUUCACAAGAAAAAUAGCCAUGCUGUGAAACUCAGACACAAAACUCUGAGAAGACUUUUUGGGAGAGAGACUUUUCAUUUAUCACCGAUUCAACAGUCAGUUUGGAGCCAAUAAAACCUCUGUAAUGAGUCUGAGAUAUCUUAAUUCAGGGAUCACAAUGGAGGACAGAAGCAGCCGCACCGGCGGCAGAGAAAGACUGGGACUGAGCUUCACUAUUGACUACCUUCUGUUCAAUAAAGGAGUCAAAGGUUCUAAAGAAGAAGCGACAGGAAGUCGUACGGCAGAGCAGACGGCGAGCAACAUGCUAAUUCAUCAGAAUCCUACACCCGAAGAGAUGGGGAUUCGCUCUCAGAUACAGGAGAAGCGGCUCCAAAGGUCAGAGGCUGAGACUGAAGAAAGGAAAGUCAAAGAAGAGGAGGGGGAUGAAGCGCAACAAGAGGAGGGGGAGGAGGAAGUGACCACCACCACCACCAACGCCACCACCACAUCUACCGAUACAGAGAAGUCUGCGGACAAACCCAACCAGUCGUACAUCGCACUCAUAUCCAAGGCGAUCCUGGUGUCAGAGCAGAAGAAACUGCUGCUGUGUGACAUCUACCAGUGGAUCAUGGACCACUACCCGUACUUCAAGAGUAAGGAUAAAAACUGGAGGAACAGCGUGCGUCACAACUUGUCCCUGAACGAUUGCUUCAUCAAAGCAGGCCGCAGCGACAACGGUAAAGGCCACUUCUGGGCGAUUCACCCAACAAACUACCAGGACUUUUCUAAGGGGGACUACCACUGCCGGAGGGCGCGGCGGAGGGUACGCAGGUCGACAGGACAGCUCCCCCUUUCCUCCCUGAGCUACCCCUACCACCCCGCCCUCGCCCGCCACCACAGAACAACCUACUGGUGCUGCCCUCAAGCCCAAACGCUCCCUCUGUCCUGCUUGGCGCCCAGACUCUACUGGCCGUGGUCCGGUGUGCAACCACAGGUGGGGUUCCACCCGGGCCUGCAUGCCUCUGUACCCUGAGAGGGAAUAGUUUGUGCUGUACUCACAGUUUGGCCCUUAAUUACUGUUAAAAAGAGAAAUAUUAGAGACUUAUUUGCUAAUGAAUAUUUCAUUUGGAUGAUGUUCAAAUUGAAGUGGACAAUGUUACAUUAUAUUCUGCAAACUAAAGGAAUUUAAGGGUGUUCAAUGACCCAAUGUGCCCGGUCUGUGGUCGGCCAAUCGAGGUAAUGUUCAUUAACCUUUUUGUAUAUCUGUUUGCCACUUUAAACCGAUGGUGUAGGGGACCUUUAAAGGAGUAGAGUAGUAUGAAUCUUAUGGAGCACUUCUUUCAUUUGUAUUCUGAAUGUUUUUAG
This is a messenger RNA of Sebastes umbrosus (honeycomb rockfish), 2085 nucleotides long. RefSeq names its product forkhead box Q2 (gene foxq2). NCBI's taxonomy places the organism in Eukaryota, Metazoa, Chordata, Actinopteri, Perciformes, Sebastidae. The transcript is spliced from 2 exons. Gene Ontology annotation, molecular function: DNA-binding transcription factor activity, RNA polymerase II-specific; RNA polymerase II cis-regulatory region sequence-specific DNA binding. Gene Ontology annotation, biological process: regulation of transcription by RNA polymerase II; anatomical structure morphogenesis; cell differentiation. The coding region runs from base 866 to 1753 and encodes 295 amino acids. The record is from RefSeq and is a predicted model, not a curated record.